This is a messenger RNA of Brassica napus (rape), 1955 nucleotides long. RefSeq lists its product as uncharacterized. The record is from RefSeq and is a predicted model, not a curated record. The transcript has 6 exons. Lineage: Eukaryota; Viridiplantae; Streptophyta; Magnoliopsida; Brassicales; Brassicaceae. Bases 686 to 1582 code for a protein of 298 amino acids. Gene Ontology annotation, biological process: COPII-coated vesicle cargo loading; endoplasmic reticulum to Golgi vesicle-mediated transport; intracellular protein transport. Gene Ontology annotation, cellular component: COPII vesicle coat; endoplasmic reticulum exit site; plasma membrane. Gene Ontology annotation, molecular function: GTPase activator activity.
UAAAUUACUUUUCCCUAUUUGUGCUAGUGGAAAGGGUGCACCCACUAGGACACUACCUUAGAGCAUGUUUAUUGGGGUAUCUUAAGUGUGGCUCUUAGUAUAAUAAGUAAUUAAAUUAAAAGGAAAAUAGCCAUUUAUCUAAGAGGCGGGUCUUAAUUAAGGGCUGCAAGAAACGCUUCUUAUGAGACAGGUGUUUGAAAGGAAAAAAAAAAGUUGAACCCGACGAAGAAUCUGGUUCUUCUCUACCGUUGAAUCUCUCUGGCACCAAUCGUCGCAGGAAGGCUGUAUGAUCAAGCUUUGAUCGGUAUCUUCUGCCUUCCAUGGCCAACGAAGUCGAGUGCUUCCUCUUCUCCUCCGUCGACCUAGAUUCCGAAGACGAUCCGCCGCGAUUCUUCUUCCUUCUUCCCUCUCUCUCGCCUCCGUGACUCACAUCUUCUCCCAUAAGAAGUCAAUCAAGUCUAUGUUUAAUCCCUACUCUUUUAUACUUAUCUUCACAAAGCUUUGGGCUUAAACUCUAUCUCUUUCGGUUACAUCAACUGAGUUUUUUUCAUAGAACUGUGUUCUUCUUCGGGUUUUCUGGGUUAUGAGCUUUCGAUUAUGAAUAUUUAGUGUUAUUAUUCAAAGUGUUGUUUUAUCCUCACCAAUCACACUAUUGUUCAGGGUUUUGUUCGUCUGGUUGAACAUUAUGAAGAACGUUGAGAUUUUUAUGAUCUUUCUCUGCUUAAACGCUGCCUUAUAUCUAGUGUCUGCUGACCCACCAACGUGGCCUGCGGAUUCGGGAGGGAAGUGUAGUGUUUCUGAUGAUUGGGAGGGAGAGUUUUUCCCUGAGAUCCCUCAUAUUAAGUACGAGAUAAUCUAUCACGGCAAAAAGGAUGAGCUGUUGGAUGAGCUGCAGACGGAUCAGUGGCCUGCACAGCGGUGUAUUGGAGUGGCUUUGAGUGUGGCUGCGGGAUUGCUUGGAGCUUGUUUCCCUGGGACUGGUGCUAGGAUCGUUGCUUUAGUUGGAGGACCAUGCUCUGAGGGACCAGGCACGAUGGAACGUGGUUGCUAUCAAGGAGAUCGCCAUGGAGAUCGCGAUGUCGGGGAUUUUCAUCUCGAGGAAGAUCAAUCACCCCAACAUCAUCAGCUUCAUCGACAUGAUCGAGAAGCUUAUGAUGCACUUGAUCCAACUGGAAACAUCACCAUAAAAUGGGACAUCAUUAGCUGGACUGCUGAUGGCUAUGUGACUGUUGUAUCAAUCUUCAAUUUUCAACAAUACCGUCACAUUCAAGCCCCAGGUUGGCAACUAGGAUGGAGUUGGUAUAAAAAGGAAGUGAUAUGGAGUAUGGUUGGUGCACAAGCCACAGAGCAAGGAGAUUGUUCUAAGUUCAAAGGCAACAUUCCUCAUUGCUGCAAGAAAACCCCCACCGUAGUUGACUUGUUACCGGGAACUCCAUACAACCAACAUAUAUCAAACUGUUGUCGAGGCGGUUUGAUUAGCUCAUGGGCACAAGACCCCGCAACAGCCGUGGGAAGAACAACCUCCAGCCGCUCUUGCAAUGUACACAGCAUAUGUGUCCCAUCAGAGUUCAUUGGCAUGUGAAAACGAACUACAAAGAGUACUGGUGUGUGAAGGUCACAAUCACAAACUUCAACUACAAUAUGAAUUACUCGCAGUGGAAUUUGGUUGUUCAGCAUCCCAACUUCGACAAUAUCACUCAGCUUUUCAGCUUUACAUUCCCACAACGUUAGAUUCAGAUCUUGUACGCUUUGAGCUUGUCAUCAAGGUAUAUAUGCUCAAAAACACUUCUCACCAUGACCUGGAUUUUGAUUCUAGUGUUCUAGUGUUUGUUUAGUUUUUUUGUCAAAUUCUAUAGGAAGUUUUACUUUGUUUCUUUCAUGUUUGUUUAAAAAUUUUAAUUAAAAAUUUGUAUUUGUAUUUUUAAUAUGUUUCUAUGUCAUAUUUGUUUAGAUUU